CCGAGCUGCAGGGCUCCGCCAGGCAGGCGCUGGCGGCUCCUUGGCGCUUCCUGCCACGCCGGGCCUGCUUGCACAGCGCCAGCUCCGCUUCUGCGAGGGCCCAGAGUCAGGUGCUGCGGGCCGGGUGAGACCGUCCCUGCUGGACUAAUCUCUUGGAACUGGUCUAAAACAAGAUGAGUCAUCCCUGUGUGUCUCUUUUGGCUCUACCUGCUCCCCAAGACGGAGCCCCAGGAAACCAGGUCCUGGCAGUCCCUCUUGAGAUGCCGGAGGCCCAGGACUUGGUGUCAUUUGAUGUUGUACCGUGGUACCUCACAGAACAGAACUGGCUGAAUCUGAGUCUGAACCUGGAGCAGCAGGCAGUGGCAUAUUCCAGGACUGUGACCUCCAUUGGAGUUCCUGUUGUGAGUCCUGCUUUGGUAUCUCACCUGUCACAAGGACAAAUUCUGUUGGUAUCAGAUCCAUCCCUCAACACAGAUCACACUAAGCACCCUGAAAGCUCCUCCGUGACCUCCCACCAGAAGAUGGCUGAAGAAGCCCAGCUGCAAGAGAUGGCGUCCAGGAGCUCCCCGAGGGCCAAUGACCCCAGCGCUGAGGUCAAACAGAAUGGGGACUCUGGGGGAAGGGGAGGGAGCCCACAAAGUCUGCCCAUAGAACACCAUUUUGCAUGUAAAGAGUGUGGGGACACCUUCCGCCUUAAAGUGCUCCUUGUUCAGCACCAGAGGGUUCACAGUGAGGAGAAGGGCUGGGAGUGUGGCGAUUGCGGGAAGGUCUUCAGGGGGGUGUCAGAAUUUAAUGAGCACAGGAAGAGCCACGCAGCUGUGGCCACUCAGCCCCAGCCUGGCCCCAGUUGGGCUCUGGGAGAUGCCUUGCAAAAAAGGGAGCAAAUGGAGAGGGAGGCAAAGCCCUUUGAGUGUGAGGAGUGCGGGAAAAGGUUUAAGAAGAACGCAGGCCUUAGUCAGCACCUGAGGGUGCACAGCAGAGAAAAGCCCUUUGAUUGUGAGGAGUGUGGGCAGUCCUUCAAAGCCAACACCAACCUCUUUCGACAUCAGAAGCUCCACAGUUCGGAAAAGCCCUUUGCGUGCAAGGCGUGCAGCAGGGAUUUCCUGGACCGCCAGGAACUACUCAAGCACCAGAGGAUGCACACGGGCCACCUGCCCUUCGACUGCGACGACUGCGGCAAGUCCUUCCGUGGUGUCAACGGCCUGGCAGAGCACCAGCGCAUCCACAGCGGCGCCAAACCCUACGGCUGUCCUCACUGCGGCAAGCUGUUCCGGAGGAGCUCAGAGCUCACCAAGCACCGGAGGAUCCACACAGGUGAGAAGCCCUAUGAGUGCACCCAGUGUGGCAAGGCCUUCCGCCAGAGCUCCAGCCUGCUGGAGCACACUCGCAUCCACAGCGAUGAGCGGCCUUAUGCCUGUGGCGAGUGCGGCAAGGCAUUCAGGGGGCCUUCUGACCUCAUCAAGCACCGGCGCAUCCACAGCGGACUGAAACCCUAUGAGUGCGACAAGUGUGGCAAGGCAUUCCGAAGGAGCUCAGGCCUGAGCCGCCACAGGCGGAUCCACAGUGCGGCCAGGCACUGUGAGUGCAGUGAGUGUGGUCGUGUGUUCAAGAGGCACUCAGCACUGCAGAAGCACCAGCCCUCCCAUCACCAGUAGACACUGCCCUAGGACCUGCAGCAGGGGUCCACAGAGGCCAUAGCCCAGUCAAAGGAGAUGAACAGUUUUGUAGCGCUUCUUCUAUCUAUUUUGUUGUGUGAGAGGUUGAAAUGAUUUGUACUGCCACCAGCAAUUUAUAAAUGUUCAUGUUUCCCAGUAGACCUAUUGAAAGUGACUUUUACCAUUUUAACAUAGCUUGCCUACUUUUCCUUGCAGAAAAUACCAUCAAGGUAUUUUAAUCCUCAUAUCCAGAACGAGAAGAAAAAAUCUGCAUAUGGGGGUCUAAGUAGGGAGCUGGGGGGUCCUUGCGAAGCUCUACCCCUGAGGGAAAUUCAAUGGCGUCAGAAUGAUGAUGCACCUUUCUUGAAAGGAAAAUUGCCCCGAGGUAUUGGCCUACUUGAAUUUAUAAAAUUUUAGGGAUUGUAAAUAGAUCAAAUAGCAUAAUAUUUAAUUUAUUAAUUUAGUUAUACAUACAUAUUGUAAAUCACAUUAUAUGGACUAAUAUAUUAAUGUAGAGAAUUUACCAUACUUUUUCACCAUACUCCAUUUGUUUCUAACCCUUGAUGUACAUUUUUUGACCUCACCAACAUGGGACCCUGUUUGAGUCAUCAGCCACCUCUAUUUGUGCUGUGACAGCACUGUGUCAACCCCUGCAUGAGGCUUUCACCACAGGUUUCCUCCAAGCCAUAAGAACAUAUUCAUAUAACAUUACAACCAUUACUUUGUGUUUUUAAAUUAGUACUGGACCUACAACAUAAUCACAUAAAGUGCUGCUUUCCCAAAUGGCCUUUUAAAGGGACUUUUUUCUGAGGGGGUGCACUCCUAGUAAAACUUAGUGAGCUAGAGAUAAACCUUUUUUUGGUAUCUCAUUUAGCUAAGCCAAUUUAAUCCAGUGACCCCUACAAACAUCAAAAUCAAACAUCAGUUGAGGUUUAGCUUCACAUGGUAUCAUCUUGUUCAACAUAAAGUGAGAGAGAAGGCCAUCUUCAGGACUUAAAGGUAAAGUGACAUCUUCCUGGAAGAUCCUCAUCUCAUAUCAGGCAUAAAUGGUACUUCUUCAGCCUUCCAUUUGCAGCGGUGAAGUGGGGAGCAGUCACAGUCUCUACCUCCUAAGGUUCUCAAGGAGUGUGCCUUGCUUGCAAGAACAUUGCCCAGCAAGGAGGUCUGCUCAGUGAAAGUCACUUGCUGACAUCCCACAGCUCAUUAGUAUCAGAGAUAAAGAUGGACCCCUCAGGCCUCCUGACUACUAGUCUCAUCUUUCAUGCAAUGAUUUCAAUACUAUUUUCGUUUUCUUGCAUGCCAAUUAUCCAUUCAUCUCCUUUGACUAGUUAUCAAGUUACCUUUGGAUAUAUUGAUUUAGUACUUCUUUCUAUAUCAAUUGGAGUGUUACUUUCCAAUUUUUAUUGCUUUGUUUUUUUUAGUACUUUUAUUACAUUUUUGUUUUAUAGGCUUUGGAUUAUUUUUACGUAUCCUCGAAUUCUUUUUUGUCUGUUAACUCAUGACUUUCAUUGCUUCAGUACUUAGAUAUGAUGAUAUUUUCUUCGAGAAUUUACUUACAAAAGAAAAGUUGAAUCCCUUGCCUACUGAGAAAGUGAACAUAUGGAGUGGGCAGGCUGGCUGGGAGUGGGCCAGAGAAGCAGGCCCAUGCCUCAUCCAAGAUGUAGACUCUGUAAAUGUCUCUGGGCAGCCCUUGACCAUACAACCUGGCCACUGAGGCACACUAGAGACAUGUCCAUCACACAUUGCUCAGAGCACUCUGUGACUGCUCAUCAGCAUAGCCCCAGCCACCAGCACCAGGGCUCAGCUUCACCUAGACCAACAGAAUGGUCCAAAUAUGACCUGGCAGCAGCCAGCCAUCUUUCCAGCUGUCAGGAGCCUUGAUUAUUUUGGAGUCAGUGACUGAGCAGCAGCUCCACUUAAGAAAUAUCUGAGACAUAGAAGACUCACCUGACUGGUGAUGUUAUGUGACCUCCAUCCUCCUCCCAGCAAAUGACUCUGGAAUGAAAGAGAUCAGUUUUGUGGCUUCUGCUUUGGGCAACUAGGAUGAGAAAUUUGCCCAUGUGUGUGGCAUCAUGUCCUGCAACCACAUCUAAGAGGCCUGGGGAGAAACAGCCGUGUUCCUCUAGUAGCCUGUAAGCCGUGCCACAGAAUCUUGAGUACCAGGUCUAGUUCAGGACUUGCAAUAGCCAUGCCCAAGAGGGGCAAUAAAACAGGAUCAGAGGACAAGAAGCCAUUCUGACAGUUCAUGUAGCAUAGAAAUCAAAUCUGAUCCCCCUGCAGUUAGGCUGUUGCUGCGAGCCCCGUUCAGGAGAAACAGCAGGUGAGGAAAAUAGCCACACCAAGGUUGAGCCUGAGUUUCUGGUUGUGUCCUGAGAGGUGUUGGAGGGCCAGAAAAUGUAUCUUAUGACAGCCUCGUGAGGGAGAUUGUGUUCUCCAAGGUGCAUAGCCUGGAAGGGCUCCCUGGGAAGCAAGGUCUGACUGACAAUGACCUCCAUGAUCUUGGUCAGGAGGGCUUCUCUAAUGCCCCCAGGCCACCACAGACUGUAGGCUCAGUUCUGGUGGUUUCUUGUGAAUUGGUCUGGACCCAGUUUUUCUGAUUACUUUUCUCAUAGUGAGCUAUUGGGACGUUUUUAGUACAGCUAUCGUUGGGUAAGGAAUGUUUCUUGCUCAUUCGCUCAUCAUUUGUCAAGGUUGGCGAAAGAUCUUAUUGACGUCUAGAGUAGCACUAACUAAGAAGGUAGCAGAGUGGUCAUGGCCUAGUGCCUGUCAUAGGGCAUGGCAUGUCUUCACAUCCAUUCCUGCCCUCUUAUACUCUUUUCUGUUUGGGUUCUGUAAUUUUUUCUCAAAUGCUUUUUUUUUUCAGAUUCAAAACUAAAAACAAGUGUCUUUUUUUGUGACUAUUAUUGGAUCACCUUUUAAAUGAUGUUGGCAGUGAGAUCCCCUCCAAACGCAACCAGUGUGUGGCUUUAACAUGUGGCCACACGCAUAGUUGCAUCCUUUGCCUUGGGUAAUGUGGAUCCUCUAGGUGUGCUGUUUUGUCCCAUGCAAACGUGAGCAAGCUUCUUGCAGUGUGUGCUUGUCUAUGCAUCCGUGUAUCUACCUCAUUGCACUUUUCUUUCUAAGCACAUGUGUUCUUGAAAGGGGAUGGAGAGCAGCUAGAAUCCUGGCCCCCGAUAGAGAGGUGGCUCCAUCUCUUUACCGUAUUAAGAAAGAAACCCUCCGUGGCUUUUGUUAGUAUUAAAUACUUGCUGAAUUUUUUUAAAAAGCAAAUGUUUACCAUUUUGCUGCUUAUGAAUAACUAUAUCAAUUAGUUGUAUCAUACCCAGUCUUGGAUUUAUAGAGUAAUCCCCACCAGAUCAGUGUGGGCAUCUUUCUCCCAUGAUAUUGCAUUCUCUGUGCUUGAUUUGUGUGCUUGAAGUGGCAUGACACCUGACCUGCCUGCAGUCCUGGGCUGUGGCCCUGUUGUGUGCCACGUGACUUGCCACCCCACUUCUGGACCACAUUAAUUAAACCAACCCCAGACACUUGACCCAAAGGCAGCAACCUUAGCAGUCAGACCUAAUUGGAGAAGAUAGAUUUCUCCUUUUAGUACUGUGAAAUGCAAAAGAGGAAACUGAAGUCUCUGGUUGGUAUUGGACCAUGGAGGAAGGCACAAGGUACUUCAAAGAGUUGCCCCUGUGAGUAGAACCAUAGUGGAGAGCUACAUGUUCCUGCUCUCCUUCUCACAGCUACUUGGGUUCCACCCUAAGGGAGGCCUAGCUCUAGGUUCUUCAUUACUGGCAGCUGCCUGCAUCAGUCUAGUGUGUCCUUACCAUAGACUUCCUCCUCCUCACCUUCAGCCAGCUUGAGUGGGUCUGUGCUUUUUGAAAUUACACAAGAGCCAAUUGGGCUGAGAAGACUUGCAUUGCUGACUUUCCUCACAUUCUACCCACCCGGCAUUCCUGGCCUAAAUCCCAGUUGAUUGACAUGCACACCUGCUUAAAUGUGGAACUGUUUUCUGUUCACUAAGAUGGGUGGAGCUCUAUGCCUUUUAGUCAGUCUCUGGGAUUAACCCAUGAUCUUCUGUAUGAGUAUAGUUCCUUUUCUGAACAGCAUUUGGCUCAUAAGAUGAGCUCACUGGAACCUGUUCUACUCUAUUUUGGAAGUGUUUUACUAUUUCCAGCAAAACCGCUAGAUUAGGGGAUUGAUGACACCUCUAUUCCUAGUGUACUUACAUUCUGUAGUUGGCAUUGUUGCUUUGGAUACUUAAUUUCAAAAUAGAAAUGGUAUCUUUGAACUUGAUCCUCAAUGCUACUUGUGUAUCUCUGAGAAUAGUAGUGUGUCCCUCCAGUUUGUAUUCAGUUUUUGGCAUUCUUGUUCUUCCCCAGUCUUAUUAUCUUGUCUGCUUUAUGGCACUGUCUAUAAUCAGCCUUGCACUAGAGCUGUUUGUGGACUUAGUUUCCCAUCCCCUUUUCUCAGCCUUCCCCAAACUAGUAGAUUGUGAGCUCUUAGAAGACAGGGGCGGUCCUUCAUGUCUAAUCCCCUACCAAAUCUAGCACAGUGCCUUUCAUCUGGUAGAUUUCAAUAAAUAUAUGUUA
Molecule: messenger RNA, 6232 nt
Organism: Microtus oregoni (creeping vole)
Lineage: Eukaryota; Metazoa; Chordata; Mammalia; Rodentia; Cricetidae
Product: zinc finger protein 275-like
Exons: 6
Coding region: 174-1655 (493 amino acids)
Biological process (GO): regulation of transcription by RNA polymerase II
Molecular function (GO): RNA polymerase II cis-regulatory region sequence-specific DNA binding; DNA-binding transcription factor activity, RNA polymerase II-specific
Source: RefSeq, a predicted model, not a curated record